AUAAAUAUAACAGGAAGUAGCAGCACACUUUCUUUCGGUUCACGCUCGUUUCGACGAGCCCCUCGAUUUCGACUCCUGAACAGAUCAUCAUCAUCCGCGGCUCUGUACAAAUCCGUCGUACCCCACGUCGUUUCUGCACAAACCCUCCACACCCACUUCAUAAUCUCCCCUGAAUUGCUCUGUUUUUUCUUCAUCGAUCUUCCCUUCAGAUCAAUAGGUCUCUCAAUCUCUAUGCACGUCUCCGGAUGCCCGUACAGUAAUAUUAUUGCUCGCUGUGAAUGCAGGAUAUUGGACGUAAAUUAUGCGUAUUUUGAGUUACGGCUGACAUGCACCGAGUUGUUACGUGGGUGAAAGAUUAAAGCAGCUGUGAAAGGGGUUGGGAGAUGUCGAAUCAAGUCGUGAAAGUUAGGAGAGAGACGAUUGCGGCAUGCAUGACAUGCCCGCUUUGCCAUAAGCUUUUGAGGGAUGCUACCACCAUCUCUGAAUGCCUUCAUACGUUUUGUAGGAGGUGUAUACGUAAAAAGCUCUCAGAUGAAGAGUUAGAGUGUUGUCCAAUAUGCAAUAUUGAUCUUGGUUGUGUCCCCUUGGAGAAGCUGAGGCCAGAUCACAAUUUGCAAGAUGUAAGGGCCAAGAUGUUCCCUUUCAAAAGAAGAAAAGUGAAGGCACCUGAAAUUUUGGCCCCAAUAACAUUACCUGUUAGAAGGAAGGAGAGAUCGCUCUCAUCUUUGGUAGUUAGCACUCCUAGAGUAUCAACUCAGACUACCAUGACUGGAAGAAGAACAAAAGCUGUUGCAAGAAAGGUGACUGCUUUACGAGGUUCCUCUUUUGCCAUUGGAAAGCCUGUUAAGAAAGAGGAAGAUCCUCCAGGGGAUCGUGCAGAGAGCUCAAGCUCACCAGAGACUUUGAACAGAUUUACUCAAAAUACGAGGCAGAAUUAUUCUACUGCCGAGCCAUCUAGCCACCUUGCACCUAGUGAAGAAACCAAAAAUGGACCUGAACCAUGGGAAACCAAAGUUGAUCUUUGGAAACCUCUAAAUUGUUUGGUUGAAGUAGCAAAUAGAACCAAGUCUUUUAGGUAUACUUCUCAAAGUUCUGCUGCAAAAUCAGAACCUGUAAAUGUUCCGGAUGGUGAAGUACCUGCACGUAAAAUCAAAGCUAAGGAGCAUUUACACAAAACAAUACAUAAAGCUAAAGUACAGGAUGAAAACAGCAUUUCUCCUAUCUCUCCAGGACUAGUAAAGCCUAAGAAGAUCCGCAGGGUUCAUAAAAAAGAGGCGUCUUCUUUUGGGGAAUUAGGUGUUUCACCCCAAGCUGUGCUGGAUGCUGCUAGUGCAAAAUAUGAAAGAAGAAUUGGUCCUAUAUGGUUCUCACUGGUGGCUUCUGAAGACCAGGAAGGAGAUGCGCCCUUGCCACAGAUAUCUGCAAGUUAUUUGCGAAUAAAGGAUGGGAGUAUACCUGUUUCCUUUAUCCAAAAGUACCUGAUGAGGAAACUAGAUCUGAAAAGUGAAGCUGAGAUUGAGAUCAAAUGUAUGGGCCAACCUGUAGUCCCUGAACUGCAAAUGUAUAAUUUAGUUGAUUUGUGGCUCCAAACAGCAUCAACACCACAAAGAAUAAAUGCAUUUGUUGGCUCCUCAGCGAAAGAUUUUGUGAUGGUGCUGGCAUAUGCUCGAAAGGCCCCAGCCUCUUGAGAAAAACAUCUUCAAUAAUCUCUCCAUACUUUUAUUCUUCUUAUAAUCUUCAAUAACCUACAUUCUCAGAUUUCGAGGCGAGGUUGCCAUGCCCUUCGAGCCAGGACAUCUCAUAUAUUUAGGGAACGCCUAUUUGCGUUUCGUGGUUCGCCUAUGACACUUUAAGAUACUGCAUUGCAAAAUAUGACGCAUAUGAGCUGCUGUCUGGAUACACCGAUGAAGUGUACUGUGACUGGUAACAACUUGGUUACAGAUAACUGUAGAAAUGGGCAUGUGCAGACUUUUCAUCUGUGUAGGUUUGUUUUUCAUUUUAUACAUUGUAUAAUUUUGGAUCUUGUUAAGCAUGAGUUGGUAUCAUAACAUGUGUAUUAUGAUGAUCUCAUUUUCAGUCCUUGAACAUUUCAUCCACUCGCUUGAAGCAAGAUGUUAUAAUAAUACUACAUUCAAUAUUAUUGUCAUCAUUGUGCUAUUAGUUAUAUGCACAAAUUAAA
Molecule: messenger RNA, 2179 nt
Organism: Malania oleifera
Lineage: Eukaryota; Viridiplantae; Streptophyta; Magnoliopsida; Santalales; Ximeniaceae
Product: E3 ubiquitin protein ligase DRIP2
Exons: 8
Coding region: 384-1688 (434 amino acids)
Molecular function (GO): ubiquitin-protein transferase activity
Source: RefSeq, a predicted model, not a curated record